AUGCUCCUCUUUCCACGCCGCCAACUGCUUGAAAUCGGAGACCAACCAUGGUGCCCUCCUUGGAUCAUCGCUUACAUCCAAUCAUGCCUCACUAGCGUAUGGAACUUGCACAUCCCACCCUUCAGCAAGACCUCUCCCGCCGGCGUCGCCGCGAAUGUCAUUCUUGAAAACCUGCCAGGUACUUCGUCCUAUACGUUUAUAGAUCUGUGCGCCGGCGCUGGAGGGCCAUCUUCGACGAUUGAGUCGAUACUUAACUCAAGAACUCAAGCACAAGGAUACCCGCGUGCUCGACUUGUCCUCACCGAUCUGCAUCCCAAUUUGAGCCAGUGGAAGGCUAUCGCCAAGAGGCAGGAAAAUGUUGACUACGUCGCGGGACCUCUAGAUGCGACUAAAUGUGGGCGAGUGGCUUCACCCGAGGAUAAGGAAUGUCGAAUGCUGAACCUAUGUUUUCACCAUUUCGACGAUAAAGCUGCUGCGAGCGUUCUGCGCAGUGCAGUCGAGUCUGCGGACUCGUUUAUAAUCAUCGAGUUUGCUCAACGGAAUUUCACCUCCCUUUUGAAUAUCCUGGCGGUGACCGUCCUGCCCUUCAUUCAUACGAUUUUCCAGUAUUGGAACUCUCCUUUGCACCUGUUCUUUACAUAUUUUGUUCCGCUGCAUUCAUUUGUCAUGGGUUUCGACGGCCUGGUUUCUACGAUUCGGUGUCGCACACCGGAGGAGAUUGAUACUCUUCUGCGCCAGCCGGGUCUGGAUCUCCACGGCUGGGAAUUCCGGUCGGGGAAUCGCAUGAUGAUCAUGCCGUUUUUGCAUAUGUAUUGGUAUAUGGGGAUUAAAAGGUCCGAUCGAUAG
This is a messenger RNA of Aspergillus tanneri, 846 nucleotides long. RefSeq lists its product as uncharacterized. Lineage: Eukaryota; Fungi; Ascomycota; Eurotiomycetes; Eurotiales; Aspergillaceae. The coding region runs from base 1 to 846 and encodes 281 amino acids. The record is from RefSeq and is a predicted model, not a curated record. The transcript is spliced from 2 exons.